AUGUACGAAGGGAUUGACAACCUGAAAUCCCUUUACGACCGUGCCGGGAAGACUUUCUCCGGCGGUCCUUCUGCGGCACAGGAUGUGUCGCGUCGUACUGCUCAACCAGACCCAGUACGUCAAUCAUCAGUUGGGAGCGGGGCUCCCAAGAAUCCCAGGACGGGGGAUAGCCGCGCCACCGGACGAGGUAACUCGUCCGACGUCCGUUCACGUCGCGGUGGUUCAACAGCUGCUCUACUAGAUAGCGCUGGCCACCGCGAGAGUCCUCUAAUGGAGGUGGAGGAGGAGGAAAGACGCUCUCCACACGAUCAUGUGGAUCGGUGUGUUCCCGAGAGCUUCUUUGAUCGCGUAACGCAAGGGUUACGCGACGAUCUCGAGCAUGAGCGGAAUAGGCGUCUCCAGAUGGCGGACACUGCCUCGAAGCAUCGAGCUGAGUUUGCCUUUGCUCAGCUUGAGAACGAGAGAUCUCUGACAUCUCUUCGUGACGAGCUAAGGGUAGCUCGUGGGAUUGUUGAUCGGUCUCGGGCUGAGAUAACUGCUCUUCAGACCCUUGUCGAUGCCCACCAUCGGGAGCACAAGGCUCUCUGCGAGAUGCUUGAGCGCAAGGGCGUUCUUCAUCGGAAGAAGCAGCGUACUGAUGGUACGGCUUAA
This is a messenger RNA of Peronospora matthiolae, 651 nucleotides long. The record is from the annotation of a GenBank genome assembly. Lineage: Eukaryota; Oomycota; Peronosporomycetes; Peronosporales; Peronosporaceae.